This is a messenger RNA of Thunnus maccoyii (southern bluefin tuna), 5993 nucleotides long. RefSeq names its product Cbl proto-oncogene, E3 ubiquitin protein ligase (gene cbl). Gene Ontology annotation, cellular component: membrane raft; plasma membrane. Lineage: Eukaryota; Metazoa; Chordata; Actinopteri; Scombriformes; Scombridae. The record is from RefSeq and is a predicted model, not a curated record. The coding region runs from base 157 to 3033 and encodes 958 amino acids. Gene Ontology annotation, biological process: negative regulation of epidermal growth factor-activated receptor activity; cell surface receptor signaling pathway. The transcript is spliced from 16 exons. Gene Ontology annotation, molecular function: ubiquitin protein ligase activity; receptor tyrosine kinase binding; SH3 domain binding.
CCUGGCUCGGAUCCGCCACUCGGGCGCUGUCCUCGCCGGGGGGUGCCGGAUCACCAUCUCCCGGUCCAGCUAACUCCCAGGAGGCGGCUCGGUGCCCCUGACCCCGGCCCUGCCUCGCCUGUCUGCCGCUCUGGCCGACCCUAGCCGAGCCCGAACAUGGCAGGGAACCUGAAGAAAGGCGGGGGGCUCAUCGGCAUGAUGAAGGAUGCCUUCCAGCCACACCACCACCACCUCCACUCCCAUCACCAGCCCGGGGCCGUGGACAAAAAGACGGUGGAGAAAUGCUGGAAACUGAUGGACAAGGUGGUGCGUCUUUGCCAAAACCCCAAAUUGGCCCUGAAGAACAGCCCCCCUUACAUCCUGGACCUGCUGCCAGACACCUACCAGCACCUGCGCACCAUUUUGUCCCGCUAUGAAGGCAAAAUGGAAACUCUGGGGGACAACGAGUACUUCCGGGUCUUCAUGGAGAACCUAACCAAGAAAACCAAGCAGACCAUCAGCUUGUUCAAGGAGGGCAAAGAGCGCAUGUACGAAGAGAAUUCGCAACCCAGGCGUAACCUCACCAAGCUGUCGUUGAUCUUCAGCCACAUGCUGGCUGAGCUGAAGGCCAUCUUCCCCAAUGGUCUGUUUCAGGGUGACAACUUCCGCAUCACUAAGGCGGAUGCUGCAGAGUUCUGGAGGCGCUCCUUUGGAGACAAGACUAUCGUGCCUUGGAAGGUGUUCCGUCAGUCUCUCCACGAGUUUCAUCCCAUCAGCUCCGGACUGGAGGCCAUGGCCCUCAAGUCCACCAUUGACCUCACCUGCAACGACUACAUCUCUGUCUUUGAGUUUGACAUAUUCACCAGGCUAUUCCAGCCUUGGUCGUCCCUGCUGCGGAACUGGAACAGCUUGGCAGUUACUCACCCGGGGUACAUGGCCUUCCUCACCUACGAUGAGGUCAAAGCACGGCUACAGAAGUUCAUUCACAAGCCUGGCAGUUACAUCUUCCGACUGAGUUGCACACGGCUGGGCCAGUGGGCCAUCGGCUACGUGACAGCGGAUGGAAACAUACUCCAGACCAUUCCCCACAAUAAACCCCUCUUCCAAGCCCUCAUAGAUGGCUUCAGGGAAGGAUUCUAUUUAUUCCCUGACGGCCGGACGCAGAACCCUGACCUGACAGGACUAUGUGAGCCUUCACCUCAAGACCACAUCAAAGUCACACAGGAGCAAUACGAGCUGUACUGUGAGAUGGGCUCCACUUUCCAGCUGUGUAAGAUCUGCGCUGAGAAUGACAAGGAUGUGAAGAUUGAGCCCUGUGGUCAUCUCAUGUGUACCUCCUGUCUCACUGCUUGGCAGGAGUCCGAGGGUCAGGGAACGGGAUGUCCGUUCUGUCGCUGUGAGAUUAAGGGUACAGAACCCAUCGUCGUGGAUCCCUUUGACCCCAAGGACAACAGUGGGGGUUCCUGCAGGGGCAUGUUCGGGGCUGAGGGUGCUCCAUCACCCAGCUAUGACGAUGAUGAUGACGACAGACUUGAAGACCCCCACCUCAUGAUGAGCAAACUUGCCUGUACAAAGGUGGAGCGUCCCCCAUCACCCAUGUCCAUGGCUCCUCAGUCCUCUCUUCCUCCUGUGCCGCCCAGACUAGACCUGCUACCACACAGACCUUCCAACCCCCCUGGUGCCUCCAGCCCCGGAGUCAGCACUAAGGCAGCAUCUCAUCACAAAGACAAGCCUCUCCCCCUCCCCCCAGCGUUGAGGGAUCUCCCCCCUCCUCCUCCUCCAGACCGUCCCCACACAGCCGGGACGGGUCCCGAUGGACGGCUGCAAAGGCGGCCCUUACCCUGCACUCCCGGGGAGCCCCCUCGAGAUAAACUGCCUCCAGCACCCCCAAACCGGCCAAUGGCUGACUGGAACUCCCGGCCUGUUCCCAAGGCCCCCACCUCAUCUUCCUCAUCCUCCUCUUCAUCUUCCUCAUCCACUCAAGUGUCCAGUCUGGGUGGGGACAUUCGGGCAGGUGUCAGGGAACUCUCCAACCGACACUCCCUCCCCUUGGCGCUGCCCUCGGCUCUGGACACACGCUUGGACUCGCACAAGAACAACAGCUCCCUCAGUCUGGACCAUCAGCUGAAUUUUGCUGCAGUAGCUAGUCAAGAUUAUGACAACCCCAAAGUCAAGCCCUCAGCCUCAGCCAACGCCAUCUAUUCACUGGCAAGCAGACCAUCUUCAGCUUUGAGGUCAGUGACAGGAGAGGAGGCACGUGACAGUGAGGAGGAGUCAGAGUACAUGGUCCCCUCCUCUCGCCCUGUCCUGCCGCCCAUCACAGCGCCACCUGUAGGAGAGUCCCCACCAAUCCUGAGGCCCUCACAGCCUCAGUCUCUAUCAGCACUCCAGACACAGGCCCAAGCCUCCACACUCACCUCAAGGAUGGCACUGGCUGAACUAGAGGAUGGACCUCAAAUGUAUGAAGCCAUGUACAACAUACAACAACAGACCAGGUCACAUCAAGCCAGAGAUUCAGACUAUUCAGAGUUGCCCCCUCUGUCAAUGACCAACGGUCCCAGAGACCACCCAGCAGAGGACAGGGAAGAAGAGGAAAAUGGCUACGACUUCCCGAAACCCCGACUGCCAAUGCCCCCCGCGCGACGGACCCUUUCAGAACUGGGAGGGUCUUCUUCCUCAUCUUCAUCAUCAUCAAGCUCAUCCUCCACAGCCGCUUUCAGCCGCCUUUCUUUAGAUUCGGACGCUGGAGCUGCAGCAUCUUUCUCAGAGCCGGGGGAAGCACCAGAGAGACCCCCAAAGCCUCUGCCCAGACGAAUCAACUCGGAGCGUCGGCCCAGCCCUGUCCCGCCCGUCCCUGCCCUUCCCAGCAGCGGAGCAACAGGAGGAGAAGCCAACCCUCAAAUAAGUAGUGAGAUCGAGCACCUCAUGAGUCAGGGAUACUCUUACCAGGACAUCCAGAAAGCACUGAUGAUUGCACAGAACAAUAUUGAAAUGGCUAAAAAUAUCCUGCGCGAGUUUGUCUCUAUUCCCUCCACUGCGCAUAUCCUUACAUAGCACACUUCCUGCGCCCUCUUUCAUGUUUGCUCUCUCGCCCUUGCUUGGCCCAGCCUGGUCGGGUUAAGGUUGGCACAGCCCAGCCCAAAGCCCAUCGCCUGCAGCACUACCUCCGGUGCUGGCUGACGCCCUACGCCCCUGUGGAUUUUUUAACUGGCUGUUACUCCAGCGAGCUCACAGCAUCUCUGGGACUCUGCGCCCUGCACUCCAUGCGCUUUCAACAGUGUCUGGCCUUCUUUUAAACUGCUCCAGCAGGCCUCUUCCUUUUCAAGAACAUCUCCACGGGACUGACUGAACGCGUGUGGAACAAUGACAGGACGCCGCAUGGUGUAAGACUUUCGUAGGAAUCCUGGGAAGACAGAUUCUUAUCUUUCAUUUUGAAGCCUCUUGCUGAAAAUGUAACCAACACCUCACAAAUAAAACUAAAAAUGUAUGUCUAUAUGAAAAUUUAAUAUAUGAGUAAAUGUAUAUUAAAUGUGUGUAAUAUAUACAGUACGUGCAUAUACAGUAUGUGAAAAUGAUUUCAGCUUUGAGGGUCGCUGUUGGUACAAGCGAUAUGGGUAGACAGGGACCAGAUUCUGUCGGACUGAGGCAUGUGAGUGUGGAGAAGUAUCUGUGAGGAAGAGGAAGGAGUCAGGGGAGUCUUCCUCACCAGGAUCUUUCAGUCAGCAGCAGCUUAGAAGACAUGCAGCGGAGCUUUUUCAUUACGAAUUCAGUCUGUUAUGGCCUUUGAUUAACAACAUUUCUUUGGUACUUUUUUUUUUUUUUUUUAUUUUAGAGAAACAUGCUUGUUUUGUCGUGUUGUAUUUUUCAAAGUAGCAUGACGAUGGUUUCAGGUCUGGACUGUUAUCUGGCAGAGUGUGCGUGUGUGUGUGCGGGCGUGUGUGUGUGACCUGCUCUUAAAUGAACCCCUGUUCCUGUACAACAUGAAUGUGGAAUUACAGUCAGUAUACUCAGACUACUGCUCUAACUCAUGGCGGGGCCUAGUGUAGCUGUUGAGCCUGGCAGUGAGAUAAUUAGAGGACGUACUAAUGUUGACGACCCUGCAGUACCAGACAGGCUAGUGUUCUGUGAUCCGUGGCGGCUGAAACGUUUUCGUUUUGUCUUGGUCAUUGGCUGGCUGGUUCAGGUUUCUGUCUCCAGCUCAGUCCAGUGUUAUGAAACAACAACAACAAAAAAAAAAUUGUCAUUGAUUUACUUUGGUAAUAUAUUAUUGUAAUAUGAUCAUAAAUAUUGUUAUUAUAAUUAAUUCAGAAGUGCUUCACUGCUGCUACUAUUGUUAGUGCUAAACAAUUAAGCCUUAAAUGUAUAUUUGUGAAUAUUGUGUUUAACCGUGUUCUUUAAAGUGACAGUAUCACCCGUGUUUCUCCAGUCCGUAAUGUAGCAUACUUGAAAGUACAAGCGGCUUGUGAGCCUGCAGCCCUCUCAAGCUGUCGACUCUUCAGUGUUUAAAACCUUUUUUCUCCUCUCUGAUUCUCUGCAGGUCGACUCUAUAAUAAAGCAAACAAAAUGCAUUUUGUCAUAGAUUCAGGCUUCACUUUGACAUCCGCUUCCUUCCUCCUCGGGCAAUCGCCCCACUGAAAAGGAGUGAUUGCUGAGGCUUUAAAAAAAAAAAAAAAAAAAAAAAAAAGUAGGCUCAUGGGUUUGCUGGCCCACCCCCAAGUCUACAUUAAAAUCAGUAUUUGGGCCAACUGUAAGAACUAACUCAGGAAUAAUGUUUAUCUUAACAAGUGGCGUUCACCCUGGCUGUCCAAAACCGGAGAAGACUCUUUAUUGGCAUAGACAGCAGUUCACCUGCCGUCUGCUCAUCCAGGUGACAUGUAGCCUAAAGUAUCCGCUUAAUGAAGUCACACCAGUAGCCUAUUACUUUUUUGUCACAUUAUAACUUGCACAUUUUACAUUUUAUUUCCUUUGUUUGCAGGACUAGAGACAGCAGCUUCAUUUCCAGGUACUAUGAAUGAACAGAUAAAUAAAUGCAAGGAGCUUUUAGGUACAUUGACCAGAACCUCUCCCAGCAUAUGAAGAAUGUUUUUGUUUGUUUGUUUGUUUUUUUUUGGGGGAGGGUGUGAGUCAUGUCAAUAGCUAAUUAGCUUUAGCUUAUACUGGGUAAUGCUGUCUGUUGACUGGACGCUAUCUCCACGCUGUCUGGCCAUCCUCUAGUUCUUUUUUUUUUUCUGUUCCUAGUUGCCUUGAGAAACUUCUUGAAUGAUGGGUAAUGGACAGGGGACGUCCCCAAUCCUCAUUACUGUACCAAUGUUUUGUUAAUGUUUCGAGGACAGCACGUCAUUGUUGUGUAUUAUUUACCUUUAUUUGUUUUUCACACAGUAUACCAAUUUGUGCUUUGAUACUGUCACUCUAAAGGAAAGCAAAUUGUAUAGUUAGUGAUAUAAAAGAAAAAAAAGGCUGUUUUUGUUUUAUUUUGCAUUCCUGUACAUGUAUUUUGUUCCAAAGGUUUUGUUUACUUAUGUGAAUAAUUCUGUGAGCAGUGCCAUAUGUUUAGAGAUCUUCACCAUGUUUAGAAUAAGGCCUUUGUUUUUUGAAGAGAGUGUGUAAGGUAUCAAUCGUGUACCUGUUGAUCUCUGAAGGCAAGAUUGUGCAGUAUUGCUUGUAUUAGUCUGUCCUCUCUGCCUUGUCAGCCGUGUCAGCUUCAUCUAUAAGUACGAGCACUGAUCUGUGAAAGGCCUCAGCUUCCUUUCGUUCCAUCUUUCUUUACUUGAAAGAUGAACCAAAUCUCAGAUCAGUGCUCAGUCUCGGAGGUGCCUGAAGCGCACCAGCCCUGUUACCCCUGCCUCCGUGUCAGGGGUACUUCAACUUUCUGCCAGAAGAGGGAGCCAUUGUUCCAUGUAGCUGUGUUGCUUCUCAUCAGUAAAAGGCAUUCAUUAACUUUUUGAUGGUUUUUAAAGCUCAUAUCACUUUGGAAGUAUGCACAGUGCUGUUAAUAAAAUGAUAAGUAAAAGCCA